UGUAUCUUUCCCCUCUGAAUCCCUACCAUAGAAUCUCUCCCAAAAUAGCCACCUCUCAGCUCUCAACCUCUCCGUCCUUGCUUUAGAUGAAAAUAUAUUAUUCGUUGAUCCCUGUCUCCUCAGUAACACCGAGCAUCACUCUCGCUCGCACAUGGGUGGUGCGCCUUCUUGCAACCCAUUCACCACAUUUUUCUUAUUCUUCUUCGUCCUCCACGCCACAAUCAUACUCCUUGCAGGGUCUGCUGCUGCUGCUGCAGAAACCCCGUCUUCAGCUUUGACCGUUGAUGACGAAGGCGAGGGAAAAUCUCCUCCUCCUCCGCCGCCAUUGGAAAGUCGCCGUGGUGGAGGAGGGAGGGGGUCUCCGUUUAAGCCGAGCGUGGUCGUUCUAGUGGGGGUGAUGACCACCUUGUUUUUUCUUACCUUUCUUCUUCUUCUCUAUGUUAAACACUGCAAGCCCGAGGAGGAACCCCUGAGGAAUUCACAUACAAGCGCUGCCUAUUCAGGGAGGAAGAACUCCGGCAUUGACAGGGCGGUGAUCGAGUCAUUACCCAUUUUCAGAUUCGGAUCGUUGAGGGGCCAAAAAGAUGGGCUCGAAUGCGCCGUUUGUCUGACCCGGUAUGAGUCCGUGGAGGUUCUUCGGCUGCUUCCAAAAUGCAAGCACGCUUUCCAUGUCGAAUGCGUGGAUACAUGGCUGGACGCACAUUCCACUUGUCCGCUCUGCCGGUACCGGGUCGACCCAGAAGACAUUCUCCUGGUGGGGGAGGCGAAAGUUUGGCCGCAGAAUCAACCCAUUCCACCGAUACAAGAGAUCUCUGAAAGUCCGGAGCAUUGUGCAGACAAUGACAUAGAGAGCGGCCUGGGACUGGAUUCACAGAAUCGGCUCGAUUCAAACUCGAUUCUCAGACGAGUCUCCGGGAGGCACUCAUCCGUAGGGGAAAGAGGAGGAGGAGGGGGCAAUAGUGGGUUCUUUAAGAUUAUAUUGCAGCAUCGAAUCAGCGUGGAUGGUGAAGCGUCGACGACGCCGCAGUAUAAGAAAACGGCACCGUUUAGGAUGUCGCUGGACAGUGCAAUGUCGACAAAGAGAAAGAGGAACGAGGCCGGUAAAGAAAGACAAGGUAGUGAGUGUGAUGGCCCGAGAAAAGACGGAUUACUUCUGACAGAAAAGGAGAAGCAGCACAGGUUGGAACACAGGAUCAUAGUGUCUCCGUCUCAAAAGCCCAACGUGCUUCAUCAGAGGUGGAGCGACGUACAUCCGUCGGACUUACUAUACCUAACGUCGGAGAGGAUACUGAGCGAGGAAGGCCACAGACCAUCGUGUUCCUCCUCAGGGCCGUCGCUGUCGCGGCGGCGACAGCAACAGGAUAGGCAGCCGCCGAUGUGGCGGAGCAUGGGAGAGAACAGUAUGAGAAGCGCGUCGGAAAUCACGGGUCUGAGCAGGCAGGGGAGAGAGGAAGGGGAGCAACGGCGGGCAGAAGAAGAAGAGAGACAGGUGGGAGUAGUAUCGAGAUGGUUAGCGUGGAUCUCUCAGUCGCAACGAUCUGUACGGUAGCUAUUGAAUUCUCGCCUUGUCUAGUCUCAGCUCAUAAGGAGAAUGCUCUUUCUGACAAAAGGUACUGCCCAUUGAAUUGUAGUUGUAACUCUAGCUUUGGCUCAGCGUUCUAGGGGUAGAGAAACAAGAGGGCAAAAUUCACAAAUUCAAACUUUCCAUCCAUCCAUUAUUUUCACAGAAA
This is a messenger RNA of Prosopis cineraria, 1730 nucleotides long. RefSeq names its product RING-H2 finger protein ATL43. The record is from RefSeq and is a predicted model, not a curated record. Lineage: Eukaryota; Viridiplantae; Streptophyta; Magnoliopsida; Fabales; Fabaceae. Bases 152 to 1549 code for a protein of 465 amino acids. The transcript has a single exon.